GAAAUUACCCGACAGUCAACAUGCCUUCUUUCCGCCACUUCCUUCACACGCAGCUAGUGCUCAAGAUUCCAGAGCCCACUGCCUCCUUUGCCUCGAAGACUGCCAUCGUUACCGGCGCGAAUGGAGGUUUCGGCCGUGAGAUCAUCAAGCACCUUAUCCGCCUCGAGGCCAGCAAGAUCAUUUGCGCUUGCCGCAGCGUGUCCAAGGGCGAGGAGGUAAAGCGAGAGAUUGAGGCCGUCUCAAAAUGCAACCCCGAUAUAAUCGAAGUUUGGCCGCUUGAUCUCGAAUCUCCCUCCUCCAUCAAAGCUUUCGUUGAGCGGGCCAAUGCCCUCUCUCGAUUGGAUGUCCUCAUCAAUCUCGCGGGCGUUUUGUGUGUGAAUUUCAGCAUCGUCUAUGACACUGAGCGCACGAUGGCUGUGAAUGCCAUUGGCACGUUUUUACUUGCGGUCCAGAUGAUUCCCAAGCUUAAAGAGACGGCGCGGAAGUACAGUGUGACGCCGCAUAUGACUUUUGUGGCGUCUGCUCUAUACGAUGUGGCCAAAUACCCUGAGGACCCGGGAGACGAUAUCUUCGCUUACUUCAAGGACGAAAAGAACUUCGCCGCACAGAACCAGUCAGUAGCUUUUCGCCUAAUAAGUACCAAAUGUGCCUUGAUAAUCCCUUCUGCUAAUGGAGAAAUAGAUAUAACCUCUCGAAACUAUUCCAGCUCUACGCGGCUAUCAAACUCAGCGCCCUUGUCCAUCCCCUUAAUACGAAAGAUACGACCCCCAUCGUAA
This is a messenger RNA of Cryphonectria parasitica EP155, 776 nucleotides long. RefSeq names its product NAD(P)-binding protein. The coding region runs from base 21 to 776 and encodes 251 amino acids. The record is from RefSeq and is a predicted model, not a curated record. NCBI's taxonomy places the organism in Eukaryota, Fungi, Ascomycota, Sordariomycetes, Diaporthales, Cryphonectriaceae. The transcript has a single exon.